GGGUAGCAUUCAUAAAGAUCAAAUGCCACCAUGCGACCUUUUUCUUUUUCGUACAGACAACACGAGAACCCAUCAUAUUCUAAUAAAAGAAACACUGGGAUCUGGUGAAUUUUUGUUUACCAAUCGCAAGCUAAUACCUUUCCAUUGAAAGAUCAACUAAUGCACCAACAAUGACCUCUCUCAAAAUCCCUGGAUGUUAACCCAUCCCCACUUGACUGUUGCGAUCCAUAUUCAAGACAGUGGAAUUGACUUUGCUUUAACUACCUGAGACAGGAAAGAGACCUAUCGAGAUUGCGAAUCGACUGACUCUGCCACGAUGGAUACGAGAUGUCACUUCCAGCAGGGCUAUGUGGACUAAGGUGCCUACUUCCUUCGCGCUCUUGAUGCUGGUAUAGCCCUGUCUUAUCUUUCCAUGUUCAGCAAGUAGUUGCUAAAUUAAGCUCACGAGGCUCUAGUGCAUGUCUGCAUAACUACUAAGGUAGCCGUUGGAUAUUUCCCGCAACACCAGGAGAUAAAAAGAAAGAAAAAAAAAAAGCCGCGAUAUCAGUCAGAUACCUGCCCAUCAAACUGAAUACAGAGCAUGCCAUAUACACACCCUAAUAGGCAGGUAAGCGAGAGGACCCCCUGCCCUGUCAGAGCAAAAUCCGAGCGUUUUCGGAAUUAACAUGAACUACUGACUCACCCGGCGUAAAUCCCGUCAUGGCAGCUUGAUCGACUUAUCCCCGCCUUAGGUCUUGCCUAAAUAGCUGCAAAUGUCGAUUGUUAUUUACUUGAUGUGCAAACUUUCAGUUUGAUUGAAACCAAAGUCCAUUGUAUGGAGAAUAUUGUUUGCCAAUCAUUUGGUGACUAGGUCCAUUGAUCCCUCAAAAGCAAACCCCCUGCGUUAACUCAACACGUAUAUAACUACCGAUACGCAGCUCCAGAAGUUGAAUUUGUGCAGUUGAUCUCCAAAACACUCCCCGAAGACGGAUCCAAGACCUAUUUUUAUACCAGACUGACACUCGGAUCUUAUCGCUGGAGUCAAUACUCACCUCCAACGGCCAUCAAAGCCUAUGACAUCCACAGAGGUGCUCCAUCACAUCCGGCCCGGCACCACUGCCGAUCUCACUGUGGCUACAGAUCUCUAUAUGCAAAGCUUCGACAAAGAAACUCUGCUCGACUUCAUGUUCCCAACCCGUCACAGCGACUCAACUCCCUUUCGUGAGUGGGUUACUCGGCGCUUUCGUACACGCUACUGGACGCCCGGCUACGUUCUCACUAUGCUGGAUGAUGCCAGAGGCAGGACUGUGGCAUUUACUUGGUGGCAUAUACCGGACGAUUCCUUAUCUUUCCGUGAGCGAUGGCUCUCAUUUCACGCUUGGGUUGCCCCCAUCAUGUUGGCGGCGCUGAAACUACAUUCCUACGUGUUUCCUCUUCGCCACGUAGACUCUCAUCGACUUGGUAUUUACGACCGCGAUUUCAGUACCAUUGAACCCGACAUACUCAAUUCUCCUCGGCGUCGUUCAGCUUGGUAUUUGUCUAGCCUUGGGGUCUCUCCUCAUGUCCAAGGUAGUGGUUAUGGUUCCCUGCUCCUUCAGCAUGGCUUGGAGGCGGCCGAUCGUGCAGGAGUUCCCACUUGGCUGGUGGGAUUGCGUGGGCUCGACAGAUUCUACAAGCGUUUUGGCUACGUAGAAGUGGCCAGGGCCAAUGUUGGGGAGUUGAAGGACUGGGACGGUGGCAUCAUCAUGUUCAGGGGGGAUUGAUCAUCAAGACUAUGCACCCAUCGCUAGAUCUUACAGCAUUCACGAAUAUCUCUCAGCAAAGAAAAACGGAUAUCACAUAGCGUCAUCAACCAGAGUCUCAUUACGAUUCCUCAUCGAAAUAUCGUUCAGAUGGGUCAUUCAUCUAUCAUCUAUCUGGCUACUUAUGGCCGCUUCAGGCCAACAAGGCUAUGAACUUUAUGUCAUAAGCAUCUCCAUAAUAGCAAAUCCCAUCCCAGACGAUGGAGCAAUCAUAAUAAUCAUGGCAGUAACAAGCAAAUAUCCGCCCUGUGCGAAGUCAUGCCGAAACAUGCCUUAUUGUUGUGUCGUUGGGCUUCCUGAGGUGCUCCAGUGGGCGAUAUACCCAGACAACGGGCCGGAAAUACCAAAAAAAAAAGGGGGGGGUUCCGAUGGGGGGGGGGCGGACGAAUGUCAAGGGAGCAACGUUUUUCAGUUCAGCAGUGAUGAACAGCCCCAGGCGGGGAAGCAACGCAAAUUAGAUAAAUUCAUUAUCGUCGUGCAGCUCGUGUCAAAAAGAAAAAGGAGGUAAAGCAUGAAGCUACGCAAGUGGCACACAAGGCCAGGCCUCAAAAACCUCGCUCCCUACCAUCAUUCAGGAAAUCUGUUCCUUACUGGUGAUUGCUAUCGGAAGCUCGAUCACCAUGGAAGUUCUCUUCAUCGUCAUUGGUUGAAAGAUUGUGUUGAUAGGCCUGGUAAUUGCCUCGAGCGAGAGUGUCGUCGAACUCGGCGGUGGAUGCGUAGCCGUGUUGGUAUCUUGGACGGUAGGCCACUGCUGGCUGCGUGGUCGGAACACCUUCAUCAGUAACCAGAUCAGCAACGCCAUACUCUGGAACUUCUUCUUUGGGGUACUGGCGCGAGGAACAGAGGCUAGCUUGGUCAACGGAAGCCAAUGUGUGCUGCUGGUAUUGGUUCAUAGAGCGGCCGAUCCUAGUGUUCGACCCAGUCUCGGCAGAAAACCAGUAGGGCUGGUGGAUUUGUGAACGCGGAGCAUCAGAGUACGGGCGCUCGUCUGCCAUCGAAUGAUGCAGCGAGUUGUCUACUCCGCUCAUUCUAAGAUGAGAAUGACGUUCUUCCGGGACUUGAUACGAGUAAACCGCUCCUGGAGUCUGAAUAGGAGGAGUCCCGGAAGAGGGAUAAUUGAGGGGCGCGGGCGUGAGUUGAGUAUUGACUGUCGACGCAAGGAAGUGGUGGUUGUCUCGGCUGUGUUGGGCAGCAUAGCCUGCGGUGCUAUACAUCUGAUCCGCUCUGACCACCAUUGGCAUAGCAGCGGUAUGGACCGAGAGGUUUCUAUCAGUCAGUACGAAUCCAUUUGGGCCAUAGUGGUGAUCGCCGCUAUAAGACUGUUGGUAAUAAGGAGCGUUAUCGCAGGAAUCUCGGUGAUCGGUCAUCGGCGCCUGCAUCUGACGAUUAAUACUGGAAUAGCUCAUUGAAGGUGCUGUUGGGUUCUGACUGUCAUAGUACCCAAGACUGGGUUGUCGAUCAGUGUCUGGCCCGAUGCCAGAGUUCGCGAGAGGAGACCGAGAGCCGAAUGAGUAGGGAGCAGUCCGGUUGGACAUAUCGUCGGUAUACGAUCUGGAGUGAUGAACAGGUCGAGACCCGUUGAAAACAGCAGGAGGCGUGGGCGACGAAGAUGAUUGCUGGCUACUAUGCUCACUCGUAGAUCCCUCUUCUUGAACUGGUUCGAGGGGCGACGAUUCCUUGACGAAUGGGAGGGGGGAUGGAACUGCCUCCCCAGCCAUCAACGAACGGCCGGAUUGGCUGCUGGCCGAUGUCUGAUGGAUCUGGACCUGAGCAAGCGGGUUUGCGAAAGCAUCAACAACUUCUGGGAGGAACUCGACAGGAGGGACUUCCCUGAGACCCCCGUGAUUGAUCUCUUGGCAAAGACGUUCGACAACAUCGAGGAUCUCAUCGUGCGUCUUGCCUUCGCCAAGGCUCUGCAUGAUCCAGUGAGGGAUGGGAUCCCGACUGUUCGUAUCCGCCAGGCGCUUAACCUCACGUCUUCGAAUCGAGAAUGUCCAGGAUCGGAUGGUGAUGCCCUCCUGAUUAGUUCUGUUGACAUUCUCCAAACCUCGGCUCCAGAAGAUCAUUCGGAUGAUCUGCUCGUACACCAUUUCGAUCUGAGUCGAGCUGAAUCUAGCACCAGUUCGGUAGCGAAUCCUCUGAUAGUGCUUGCGACACAUGCAAACCCAGACACGCUCCGGGAUGCGACGAGUGCAGACCUUGUUGCGGCCAAAAAGAUGAGAGAUGACCUUGCGAGGAACCGAAUCAGUGUCACAGUCGGAAACUGCCAUGCAAAUAUCACCACCCUUGAGG
Molecule: messenger RNA, 4073 nt
Organism: Fusarium odoratissimum NRRL 54006
Lineage: Eukaryota; Fungi; Ascomycota; Sordariomycetes; Hypocreales; Nectriaceae
Exons: 2
Coding region: 1053-1742 (229 amino acids)
Molecular function (GO): acyltransferase activity, transferring groups other than amino-acyl groups
Source: RefSeq, a predicted model, not a curated record